UUCAUCUCUGGCUCUACAAAACCUGUGCAGCAUCCCAGCUGAUGCCCCAACAUUCAGCUUCUGCCAAGAGGACAGACGCAAGAGGAAGACAAAAAGAAAUCAUCCUUUCAAUUCCAUCACGGAGCGAGGAGUAGGAGGAGUCAGCCGGGUGAGAUAGUGAUGCUCCCAGCAGGUGCCAACAAGUGAGAGGUAGCCGAGAGACCGAGAACCAGAGAGAUGGAGAAGAGUCUGUGAGAGCAGAAGAAGAGAAACAGCUCGGGGAGAAACCAAACAACAGCCAGUGUAUUUUCAGUCCUCCUGCUCCAGAUUUUCCUGUCCGUCAUCUCUGCUGCCAUGCUGUGUCCUGUGCUGCUUUGUGCCACCCUGCUCCUCCUGACACCUCUGGAGAUCACGGAGGCUCGGGCUCUGCACCCUUCUCCUGAUGCUGUGCAGUUUAUGGAGCAGUUUCUGGAACGCUACAAUGACCUUUUGACCCUGGACGACCUGGAGAACCUGUUGAACAGCCAGCCAGAGGAGCAGUCCACCUUCUCCUCGGGGUCCAAAGCUGCCGAGUACCCCAAAUGGGCUGACGCACAAACGCAGGCGGAGACCCCCUGGCUGCGCCUGCUGAAGGGCGCUCUGGCCAAUCAGAAGCGAGCAGAGCCAGACCGGUCACGGAGGGGAUGGAACCGAGGGUGCUUUGGGCUGAAACUGGAUCGGAUCGGGUCCAUGAGUGGACUGGGCUGUUAGUUGAGAGAAAUGAAAGACUGAUGACAUCCUUCUUAGAGUAUAAUAAGGAAAAUCACACAUGCAAAGGCGUUCACGUGCACUGAAGGAUGUUUACAUGUGUGUAGACUACAUGUAGUAUGGUGUAAACUUGCAAAAUGUGGUUUCAUCCAGCGUAGAUCAGAUGCUUCACACUAUCGUGGCUGUUUUAACCGCAGCUGUAGUUUAUUCCAUGUGUAAGUAUUAAACUGAAUAUUAUGUGAGCUAUUUACAUCAUCUUCUAUUGUUGGGCUUGUUUUUUUUUUUCUUUUUUAAGUAAAUUGGCACUUUAUGUUUUUCUAGCAUUUGUCUACGUACAGUAAAUGUGAUUAGACGGUUGUUAGAUCUGUGGGUGGGGGUCGUGUGUAAAAUCAUGUUUAAUGAACGUAGAUAUUAAAAAAAUGAUGCCA
Messenger RNA from Plectropomus leopardus (leopard coralgrouper), 1154 nucleotides. It is a transcript of the gene nppcl, whose product is annotated as natriuretic peptide C-like. Gene Ontology annotation, cellular component: extracellular region. Gene Ontology annotation, molecular function: hormone activity. Lineage: Eukaryota; Metazoa; Chordata; Actinopteri; Perciformes; Serranidae. The record is from RefSeq and is a predicted model, not a curated record. Gene Ontology annotation, biological process: receptor guanylyl cyclase signaling pathway; cGMP biosynthetic process.